AUGAAGUUCUUCUCGCUCUUGACUGCAGCUCUUGCCUCGACUGUGGCAUCAAGCCCACUUGAAGCCCGACAGGCUAACUCGAGCAGCAUCGCCGUGUCCUCGACUUCCAUCGCUUCUUCCUCUUCAGCCUCGGCCCCUUUGACCACCGCCUCGCAGGCAGCCGGAUCGGGCGGCGCCAAGAACUCGACUAUCAUCAACAGCUACAAUUCGACUCUCUCCUACAACAGCACCGCCACGUCCAACGACAGCUCGGUCUACGGAGUUGGUGCGGCUGGUUUCGCCAACGUCAAGAAGUCUAAGCACCCGCUCAACAUUGUGCUGACCAACGACGACAGUUGGGCAUCCGCUAACAUUCGUGCGCUGUACUAUGCGCUUCGCAGGGCGGGACACCGUGUCCUCCUGGUUGCUCCUUCGCACAACCAGUCGGGUAAGGGUGGUACUGUGGUGUUCCCUACCUCACUCAACAUCACUUCGGAGGGUCGAGGGGGCUUUGUUCCUGUUGGUGCGCCCUAUGCUGGUCUUAACGUGAGCGACCCUGCUCUGCGUUAUUUCAACGGCACUCCUGUCGCUACUGCCGGCUGGGCGCUCGACAAUGAUGCAGUCUACUUCUUCAACGCAAGCCGCAACGAUACCACUGCCGGUGUCGACCUCGUCGUAAGCGGACCUAACGAGGGCACCAACUUGGGACCAUUUUUGUACACACUCUCUGGCACGAUCGGCGCCUCAUACUUCUCUGUCGAGCGCAGCGUCCCCUCGAUUGCCUUCAGCGCCUCUACCGACAUCCGCCAGUACACCACCCUCAACCUCUCUAACCCGGACGACGAGUCGGUCAAAAUUGCCACCUACUCGUCCAAUUUUGUCACCAUUGUCUCGGAUGAGGCCAAGCGUUCCAACUCGAGCGCCCGCAUCCUGCCCCUGGGCAUCGGACUGACUGUCAACUACCCCAAGAUCGCGCCCACGGGCAACUGUAGCAACCUCACCUGGGUGCACUCGCGCCUUACGGGUAAAGCGAUCAUCGACCGCUUCGUCCUCAACGCCACCACAGGUCUGCCUACUUAUGCUGAUCUGGUGAGCGCGGGUCUUAACACCUGCAUCUCUGGAAACUGCUCCCUACCUGGCGAGACUGAUGUGAUCCAGAACGGCAAGUGUCAGGCGUCAGCCUCGCUUUACUCGGUCGACUACGAUGCUCCUACCAAUGCUACUUCGGACUUUGUGGCUGCGCUCACUUCGGGCAUCUCGUUGCUCAACUCGAACGUCACUUCGUCCAGCUCGAACCGUACAAACAGCACCACCGCUUGA
Molecule: messenger RNA, 1299 nt
Organism: Sporisorium graminicola
Lineage: Eukaryota; Fungi; Basidiomycota; Ustilaginomycetes; Ustilaginales; Ustilaginaceae
Exons: 1
Coding region: 1-1299 (432 amino acids)
Molecular function (GO): nucleotidase activity
Source: RefSeq, a predicted model, not a curated record